UGGGAUCGCUGGGGCGAUGGUCACGGAGUGCGCUGGUUGUCGGAUGUAACCGGAUGAUAGAGUCCCGCUGGCGCUUACAAUAUGUUUCUCGCAGGCUUGCUGGGGCCGUUGUAGCCGCGAAGACCUUGAAAGCUGAUCGAGCAGCAUAAGUGAAAGUAAUCGGGUGCGCGCCGGAAGUGUAUUGUGCGACUGGAGAGCGUAGUGGUGCCACACAUUGCUACUGGCCCAAGAACCAAAUUCGGCGAGAAGAAGCUGUGUGUGUGCGGAGUCCUGUGAUUUUCUGGAAGGACAGGGUCAUGGGUCUUCUGUUUGCCAAAUUUUGGAGCUUUUUCAACACUGAUGAGCACAAGAUAGUGAUUGUUGGACUGGACAAUGCUGGAAAAACAACAAUAAUGUACCAGUAUCUGCUGGGUGACACUGUCCAUACAUCACCAACGAUUGGAUCCAAUGUGGAAGAAAUAACCUACAAAAACACCCAGUUUGUGAUGUGGGAUCUGGGUGGCCAAGAAAGUCUCCGGGCAUCGUGGAACACAUAUUAUGCCAACACACAGUUCAUCAUUCUGGUGGUGGACUCGACCGACCACGAGCGCCUGCCGGUGGCCAAGGAGGAGCUGUACAAGAUGCUGGCACACGAGGAGCUGGCCAAGGCUUCGCUGCUGGUGCUGGCUAAUAAACAGGACGUCAAGGCGGCAAUGUCGUCGGCGGAGAUCAGCAAGGUGCUGAACCUGACGUCGCUGAAGCGGCACCACUGGAGGAUACAGGCGUGCUGUGCGCUCACCGGCGAGGGCUUGAACCAGGGCAUGGAGUGGGUGUGCGACCGAGUGCGUAACAAAUGACCAGCGUUGACUUAGCUGCAGUGCGGACCAGUCGCCCUGCUUUCCGUUGCCCACCGCCGGCUCUGCUCGUCACGUCACGUCACGGCGGACCCGGCCGCCGCGUCACGGCCGGCCUCGUCACGCCGCCACUGUCAUGCCCCGUCAUCGCCGGGUCUCGGUAUGACGUCAUCGCCACGCCUCGAGCCGCCGCGCUCUUCAUCGCGUCACCGCCGGAGUCGCUCCGACGUCACCGCGAGGACUCGGUGUCGCCACCUGACGAUAUUGGCAGGACGCCGCCAGGGUCAGAGCGAGUGUCCGCCGUGCCCCAGCGCCUCCCCCUCUCCCUCUCCGAGGGGCUGAUUCCUCUGUGAGCCAUGUGCUGCGGCCUUGCUGAUGCAGCCCUGUUCCUUAGCGCGGUCUGAUGCUUAACCAACUGUGUCUGCGUCGCCUCUGUUGGCACCUAUAUAUCACCCGCCUUUCAAGCUUAGUGUCUUCCGCCUGUUCAGUCCGCUUGCUGUAUGGGAGCCAGCCCGCUGUGUCGCCUCUGCACCCAACUCUGGCGCGGGGAGGGCCCAGUGCCGACUAGUGCCACACGUCCGUCCGCGUCUGCCGGCGAUGCCCGACUGCCGGCCGCCGCCGGCUGCAGACCGCUCGCGCCAGGCGC
Molecule: messenger RNA, 1479 nt
Organism: Pollicipes pollicipes
Lineage: Eukaryota; Metazoa; Arthropoda; Thecostraca; Pollicipedomorpha; Pollicipedidae
Gene: Arl5
Product: ADP-ribosylation factor-like 5
Exons: 5
Coding region: 297-836 (179 amino acids)
Molecular function (GO): GTPase activity; GTP binding
Source: RefSeq, a predicted model, not a curated record